CGGUGCUUGCCGCUGGCCAGGUGGCGACGUUCAAAGCAAACGGUAUGGCAGACACACGUGGGCAGGCGGCUGCGUCAGACUCCUACACGGGCCGCGCCUCUUCCACGUCGGAUUCGGGCGGGCGAGCUGAGCGGACGCCCCGCUACGCCUUCGGGCUGCUGCAGACGCCGCGCAGCACAACGGACAGCACCGGCGACUGCCCCAGCAGUGGCGUGAGGCCGGGCUGCUCCAGCGGGGAAGGCCUCGCUCCCAGCCGCGCUGCCGGUGGUGGCGGAGUGAAGCCUCAGGUUUCUGGGCGAGGAGAAUCAUAUUUUGGAGACAAAAGUUCCUAUAUAGAAAAUACCAGCACAGUAAAUCUCACAAGUUCCUCGUCUGUGCAAGGCCUGCAUAGUGCAUACAUAGUAAAACCACCCCCCUCUGCUAGCAGAUCUGCUUACAGAAGCCAUACUCCUCUUAUGGGAUAUUCAGUUACCUCCUCAUCUGCAACCUCUGCUCACAGCACUGCAUCAGUUAUUGUAGCUGUAGUAGAAGGAAGAGGCCUUGCCAGAGGUGAAGUAGGAAUGGCCAGUAUUGACUUAAAAAAUCCUGAGGUGAUAUUAUCACAGUUUGCAGACAAUACGACUUAUGCCAAGGUUAUUACCAAACUCAAGAUUUUAACACCACUAGAAAUAAUAAUGUCAAAUACAGCUUGUGAUCCAGGGAGCACAACAAAGUUGUUCAGUCUGAUAACAGAACAUUUCAAGAAUGUAACUUUUACAACUGUCCAAAGAAAGUACUUCAAUGAAGCAAAGGGUUUGGAGUACAUAGAACAGCUGUGUGCAUCUGAAUUUGGUACCAUUCUCAUGGAGGUUCAAUCCAAGUAUUACUGUCUUGCAGCUGCUGCAGCUUUGCUAAAAUAUGUUGAAUUUAUUCAAAAUUCAGUUUAUGCUCCAAAAUCACUGAAGGUGCGUUUCCAGGGGAGUGAGAAAACAGCUAUGAUAGAUUCAUCAUCAGCACAAAAUCUUGAACUAGUAAUUAAUAACAGAGAUUCUCGGAAUGGUCAUACCCUUUUUGGUGUCCUAAAUUACACUAAAACUCCAGGUGGAAGUCGAAGACUUAGAUCAAAUAUCCUGGAGCCACUAGCUGAUGCUGAAACAAUUAACACAAGACUGGACUGUGUUCAGGAAUUGCUCCAAGAUGAAGAACUCUUUUUUGGUCUUCAAGCAGUAAUCUCAAAAUUCCUGGAUACAGAACAACUACUUUCAGUUUUGGUACAGAUUCCAAAGCAGGAUACAGUUAAAACUGCUGAAUCAAAAAUAACUAAUUUAAUCUACCUGAAGCAUACUCUAGAACUUGUGGAGCCUCUAAAAGCUGCUUUAAGAAGCUGUAACACAGCACUGCUAAAGGCUUACUACAAUUCUCUUGAAGAUAUAAGAUUUGGAAUUAUACUUGAAAAGAUUACAACGGUAAUUAAUGAUGACACAAGGUAUACAAAGGGAUGUUUGAGUAUGAGGACUCAGAAAUGCUAUGCUGUGAAGCCAAACAUCAGUGAAUUCCUUGACAUAGCACGUAGAACAUACACAGAAAUUGUUGAUGACAUAGCAGGUAUGAUAACACAGCUUGCAGAGAAGUACAACCUCCCAAUGAGAACAAGUUUCAGCUCUGCCCGUGGAUUUUUUAUCCAGAUGAAUAUUGAUGCUUCGACACUACCCAAUGGCCAACUUCCUUCAGAGUUUACAAAGAUCACUAAAAUGAAAAACACAUACAGCUUCACUUCGCCAGACUUAAUAAAAAUGAAUGAAAGAUGUCAGGAGUCUCUGAGAGAGAUAUAUCACAUGACCUACUUAAUAGUGUGUAAGCUGCUGAAUGAGAUCUAUGAGCACAUCCACUGCCUCUACAAGCUGUCUGACAUCGUGUCAAUGCUGGACAUGCUCCUUGCAUUUGCCCACGCCUGCACUCUUUCUGAUUAUGUUCGUCCAGAAUUUACAGAUACUUUAGCAAUCAAACAAGGCUGGCAUCCCAUUCUUGAAAAGAUAGCUGUGGAAAAACCUGUAUCUAACAACACAUAUCUGACAGAGGGCAACAAUUUUGUCAUUAUUACAGGACCAAAUAUGAGUGGAAAAUCAACAUACCUACGGCAGAUUGCUCUCUGUCAAAUAAUGGCACAGAUUGGUUCUUAUGUCCCAGCAGAGUAUUGUUCUUUUCGAAUUGCAGAACAAAUUUUUACCAGAAUAGGUAUGGAUGAUGAUAUAGAAACAAAUGCAUCAACAUUCAUGAAGGAAAUGAAAGAGAUAACAUACAUCAUACAAAAUGCUAAUGACAGAUCUCUCAUCAUCAUUGAUGAACUUGGCAGAGGUACCAGUGCUGAAGAAGGUAUUGGUAUUUGUUACGCCGUUUGUGAAUGUCUGUUGAAUUUAAAGGCAUUUACAUUGUUUGCUACACAUUUCUUGGAACUGUGUCAUAUAGAUGCUUUAUAUCCCAAUGUGGAAAAUUACCAUUUUGAAGUGCAACAUGUGAGAAGCAGUUCAGGAAAUAAGGAGAAAAUUGCAUACACUUACACACUCUCUAAAGGAUAUACAGAGGAAAAGAACUAUGGAUUAAAAGCUGCAGAAGUUUCCUCCCUACCAUCAUCUAUAAUUUCAGAUGCAAAGGAAAUCACAAAUCAUAUUGCAAAGCAAAUUUUGAGACAACAGUUGCAUAAUAUUUAGUGGGGUUUAUGUGAUGUACCUGGUAUUGCAGCUCUUACAUCAGAAGCUAAAGGUCUUGCCUAAGAAAAAGCAGUCUUUGAAACAUGGUCCACCUGUCUUGCAUAGGUAAGCUCUAUUUGCACUGUUGAACAUGCACAUACAGGUGCAAAUCUUGUUACCUACUCAAGGAGUAUUCUAGCUCAGUCAUUAUGCUUCAGCCAAUAUGAUGUAGGCAGUUCAGGCUUGGCAAUAACAGCAAAUUACUGUGGGAUCAACACCCAUGAGUUUUUGUUUAGAAAGUGAGUAUCAAGUUGAAUAUCCUUCCUUGAUUUUUUUUAAGUACAACUUCCCUGGUGACUACAGCCAUUUACUCCAUUUUGAAGGAGCUUUCCUCCCUUCUUUCUAACCAACUUUGGCCAAGAGUUGUUAUAUAUUUUUUUUAAAUACAAAUACGUUUGUGUAUGCAUGAAAUUUAUUGUUAUAAAAUAGGUAGCAUACAAUAGUGUGGUAUCUGAUUUAUAACAAAAAAUAGGUACUGGUUAGUAGGGUUUUUUUAGGUGUCUACCUUUACAAACAUACCAGUGCUACAAAAAAACAUUUAUAGUAGACACACUAUGUUUUUUUUACCUAAGAUUUGGUUGGUUUUUUUUACUGAUUUAACCUAUUAACUACAUGUCCCCUCUAUUAAGGGCUCAAAUGUCACCAAUUAUACCAGUCACAUGCACAAAUAAUACAAAAUGUGUUUUCUGUCUCAGUGAAGAUUGUGGCAGAAAAAGCAUUUUGUGUCCUGUUUUCUUAGCAAGAGAGACCUGAAGGUGAGGGAAAUAAGUUUCAGACAUUGACUGAACAGGGUGCAGAUCUCCCUGUGGGGUCAGCCACCACAGCACGAGAAAAAAACAGUGCAAGAGGUUCUGGUUUGGGAGCUCAGACCCCAUCAGAGCUUUUCCACCUUACUGCAGAGCCUCUGGAUACAGAGAGUCCAUCAGCACUCUGCCCGAAGGCCUCUCUCCAUGUAUAGCGUUUCCAGGGCAGCUGAGGUGAGAGGCAUUUUGGCAUCACAGACAAAACAGUCCUCAUGUUGUUGACCCCUUGUUGGUGUGCUGGAAAACAAGCAGAGGAGACCUGUGGGUGUGGACUUGGGUAUGUAAAAGGAAGGAAAGAAGGACCACAGAGAACAAAAUAUUCCAGCCUAGCUUGGCUAGAGCCUCAUCAAAUGUUAGCUCUGCCUGACACGUGUAGCUGACAGAUGCCUUCUAACUAGCACAGCUUCCAGGGGUUCCAAACCAAAAUGAGAAGAUGCUCAAAGCCUGAGGAAAGAGACAUGCCGCUGUCCUUUGCCACAUUGCCCACCAUGGGGCAGCCACCAGCCUGCAGGACAGGGGCUGGGGGCGGGGGGCUGAUAUCAUUUGAGGGGGCCACCCUAACCUUUAUUUCUCUAGCAGAGCUCUCCUUUUGUGGGGAGGAAGAUGUGUACAUAUAUAACUACUACAGUAAUGAGCUGAUGGAUGAGCAGAUUUGUGCCUUUUUGGGGGGGGUGAAUAAAAUGGAAUAGGGUCUUCUGGGUGGAGUGAUGAUGUCACUUGGCAGGAGGCUAUGAUGCAGCAGAGGAGCAGGUGAGUGUCUGACUUUUGGGUAGGGGUGUCCCCCAAAAAGGGUACUUGCAGCACUGCACGGGUUGAAGUGUCUGAAAAUUCUUGGAGAGGAUUUUAAAAUGUUUAAAAACUGUAAGCAUGGGAGCAAGGUGUUGAAAUAAAAAUAUUUUUAUGCACACAUUGAAAAAAUGUUAUUCAUUUAUAUAUAAAAAAGGAGUUAAAAAUAGCCCCCUGUACCUGCUGUAUUAGGUGAAGGUGUUUAGAACAUAAAAUCCAAACCAGAGAGACAAAGGGGU
This is a messenger RNA of Pogoniulus pusillus (Red-fronted tinkerbird), 4554 nucleotides long. It is a transcript of the gene MSH4, whose product is annotated as mutS homolog 4. Gene Ontology annotation, molecular function: mismatched DNA binding; ATP-dependent DNA damage sensor activity; ATP binding. Bases 45 to 2687 code for a protein of 880 amino acids. Gene Ontology annotation, biological process: reciprocal meiotic recombination; mismatch repair. The transcript has 20 exons. The record is from RefSeq and is a predicted model, not a curated record. Gene Ontology annotation, cellular component: nucleus. Lineage: Eukaryota; Metazoa; Chordata; Aves; Piciformes; Lybiidae.